This is a messenger RNA of Phyllopteryx taeniolatus (common seadragon), 2672 nucleotides long. It is a transcript of the gene col9a2, whose product is annotated as procollagen, type IX, alpha 2. The record is from RefSeq and is a predicted model, not a curated record. The coding region runs from base 66 to 2252 and encodes 728 amino acids. Lineage: Eukaryota; Metazoa; Chordata; Actinopteri; Syngnathiformes; Syngnathidae. The transcript has 33 exons.
CGAAAGACGAGUGAGCGCAUUUGUUGUGAAGUAUGGUUUAAAUCUUCUUAAAAAUAUACAUCAGCAUGAGCUCCGAUAUGACUCUGAAGAUGGAUUUAUGCGUGUUUUACAAGGAAUUGGGGAGCAAGAAGAGAGGAUUUGGUGAACCGAGGAGAGACCAACAGGGGAGAAGGACCAUGGCUUCUCUCUCGGUCGCGCUGAAGUCCUGGGUCAUACUGCAGACAUUGUGCCUAGUUCUGGCCCAAGUGAGAGGUCCACCUGGACCUCAGGGCCAGGCGGGCCCACCAGGCUCUUCUGGCACUCCUGGGUCGGACGGCAUUGAUGGAGACAAAGGUCCACCUGGCCCCCCAGGUCCACCAGGACAAAAGGGAGAGCCAGGACAGCCAGGUCCUGAUGGUGCACCAGGAGAGAACGGCAUUGAUGGAUUGAUUGGUGCAAAGGGUGACCGAGGUGCAGUGGGAAGCCCUGGCCCGAAGGGUCGGCCUGGGUUAAGUGGUGAGCCUGGCAGACCUGGACCUGGUCUCCCAGGACUUGCUGGAGCUCCAGGCCCCAUUGGGCUUCCUGGUGAAAUUGGACCAAUCGGACCAAGGGGCUUGAUGGGACCACCUGGACCUCCAGGACUUUCUGGGCCACCAGGCAAGCCAGGUCCGCCAGGGAAGUUCAUUGGUGGAGAAGAAGGGAGUGCCGACUUCCAGUGUCCUCUUAACUGUCCAGCAGGACCUAAGGGCCCGCAGGGACUUCAUGGAGUCAAAGGUCACAAAGGACGUCCUGGAGCUCUUGGAGAAUCUGGCAGUAUUGGAAAAGUGGGACUCAAAGGAGAAGUGGGCAUCUCUGGAGAGCAAGGCAUCCCAGGACCUUCGGGUCCAAUGGGUGUGAGGGGUUAUCCAGGAAUGAUGGGUCCCAAAGGAGAGGCGGGCCCUCGUGGUUACAAGGGCAUCAACGGACCUGUAGGGAUUCCCGGACCUCCAGGUGAGGAGGGACCUCAGGGUCCACCUGGAGAGGCAGGAGACAAGGGAGAUAAAGGCAGCCGUGGUAUCCAAGGCCCACAGGGCGCAGUUGGCAAAAAAGGAGACAAUGGCCUGCCUGGUAUUGAUGGAAAAGAUGGCACACCUGGUAUUCCUGGAAUCAAAGGUGGGCCCGGCCAAGCUGGGAUGCCAGGUCCCCCUGGUCCUCAGGGAACAGCGGGAUUGCCCGGUAGUCCAGGUUCCAAAGGAGGUCCUGGAGCGAAAGGUGAACCUGGACCCAGGGGUCAUUCUGGCAUGCCCGGUGCCCCUGGACCUCUGGGUGAGCCUGGUGUUCCUGGUGAGGCUGGUAUGGCAGGAGUUCCUGGUCUCAAGGGAGACAGAGGUCAGCGGGGUCCAGUGGGCCCCCAAGGAAUAGUGGGGAAGCCUGGAAAUAAAGGAGAAAGGGGGCCAAUGGGUGUUCCAGGUGCUCAGGGCCUGAGUGGAACCAAAGGAGACAAGGGAUUCCAAGGAAAAGGUGGGCCAAAGGGAGACAUCGGUGACCCAGGUGUUGAGGGGUUGGGUGGUGAGAAAGGCGAAAAGGGUUUGUCUGGAGAACCUGGACCUAAAGGACAGCAAGGAGUGAGGGGGGACCCCGGACACAAUGGUCCAACUGGAGACCCUGGCAAACCAGGUGAUCAGGGAUCCGCUGGACUGCCCGGUCCCAGAGGACUGAAUGGAGUGCGAGGUGUGCCUGGCAUGGCGGGCAUUCAGGGUUCGGCAGGACGUGAUGCAUCUGAUCAACAUAUUAUUGAAGUAGUGCUGAGGAUGUUGCAAGAGAAGCUAGCAGCAGUGGCUGUGAGUGCCAAGAGGGCUGUGCUUGGGGGCGCUGGUGUAAUGGGACCCCCAGGCCCUCCUGGACCUGCAGGACCACCCGGUCCCCAGGGAACGCAUGGUAUACCUGGUUCUAGGGGCAUUCCUGGCAUGAUUGGAGCUCCCGGGCAGAUUGGAAACACGGGGCUAAUAGGAAAGAGAGGGGCUAAGGGUGACAGAGGAGAUCCUGGAAAACCCCACCAAGGACCACCAGGACCCCCGGGAAUCCAAGGUCCUCCUGGUGUUGAUGGUGCGGCUCGAGAUGGCAGGCCGGGCGAGAGAGGCCCUCAGGGGGCAGCUGGUGAGGCCGGUCAUCCCGGUAAAGCGGGUCCGCCGGGCCUCCCGGGCUUCUGCGAGGCUGCAAUGUGCCUCGCCGCGUCGGCGUACACCUCUCCGAGACUACAGGAGGCGGGAACCAUCAAAGGACCCAACAUUUAGAUUUCUGUCUCCAUUCACCAGUUCUUGACAAUGGGGAGCCAGAGAAGGACAGAGACCACUCUUCUCACUUGAACAUCAUGAGCAAGGGGCAGGGGGAAGAUAGUACACUGACUGAAUGUACAACCCCUCUCCCUCUCCCCUUUUUCUAAGGCAGACAACCUGAUGGGAUGUUCUCUUUUAUAAUUCCUUACAUCAAAAUGACAACACCAGGUCACAGCCACCCACACCCUUCUGAAUUCUCCAGUAUUUCAGAUCAUGUGCAUCUCCUUGUCUCCCACAACGGUAUCCAUGAACUGAGAGGAUCUGACCGCAAAGUAAAAAGUACAUUUUAUAUAUGCAAUAUUUUGUGAUUCGUUAGUAAAACAAAUUGCCUUUUAAAAAUCUGUGCAAAGGACCAAUAAAUAAUGUACUCUCAGUUGA